UGGAAGCUGGCCCCAGUACCAGCGCGAUCCAGGCAGCACGCAGCGCCUGUCUGAGGGAACAGGCCCCCAGGACCGCCGGAACGCUGUACCGGAACAGCAGUGACCUCGGUGACCUCUGUGACCCUGGCCCAACCACCAUGCUGGAGAAAACGCAGGAGUUUUUUGGGGUCUGUGACGUCGAGGACAAAGGAUUCAUCACACGGAGGGAUAUGCAGAGGCUGCAUGGGAGUCUGCCCCUCAGCGCAGAUGAGCUGGAGAACGUCUUCGACACGCUGGAUACCGACGCCAACGGAUACCUCACCCUGGAGGAGUUCUCCUCCGGAUUCAGCCACUUCCUGUUUGGGCGGAGCAUCUCUCAGUUGGGCGAGGCAGAGGAGGAGGUGGACAGGACACAGGGCUCCUUGGAGGUGCUGUACCAGAGGCAGUGGGAGGCGCGGUUGGUGCGAGGCGAGGAUGAGGAGGAGAGACACUUCUGCAUGCUGAUGGAGAGCCUGGGGGCGAGCUGCAUCUUUGAGGAACCCAACCCAAAUUUGACCUCCCCUGCCCCGCCCCACCCUGCCCCCAGCCCAGCCCAGGUACGUAGCCUGUGGGCCCAGCUUCGCCGAGACGAACCUCACCUCCUGUCCAACUUCGAGGAGUUCCUGGCCAGAGUCACUUACCAGAUCAACGAGGCCAACCAGGAGAAGAAGGAGAUGGAGAGCGCCCUCAAGAGAAAAGCUGCGACUCAUGAUGACGAGAUUCAGCGUCUGUACGAGGAGAUGGAGCAGCAGAUCAAGACUGAGAAGGACCGGAUCCUUCUGCAGGACUCUGAGCGCUUCCUCUCACGCAGUCAGGACCUGGAGCAGCAGCUCAACCACAAGGAACAGGAGCUGGAGCAGCUCUUCCACAAACACAGGAGGCUGGAGCAGCAGUGUCAGGAUCUGCAGAGCAGGCAGCAGGAGAGCAGGGUGGAGAAUGUCAAGCUGAAACAGACCAAUGAGGAUCUGCAGCAGGAGCUCAGACACACCUGCCAGGAGCUGAUCCACGCCCAGGACACCCUCAGCCACCUGCAGGAGGAGUCCUCCCGCCUGCACCAGGACCGCGAGAUGGAGUUGUAUCGGGUCACAGAGGGGAUGCAGAGAGAGAGAGCAAGCCUUCUGAAACAGCUGGACCUACUGAGGGAAAUGAAUAAACUCUUGCGAGAUGAGCGGGAUGUGUGUUAUUCAAAAUCCAAGGAUUCUCUCAGAAAGGCCCGGAAGCACAGGCCAGGUUGGAUUACAGGACUGAACCACGGUGACAGGCAGCAGUCCCUAAAAAGUGACGAUGAGGAUGACGAGCUGGCCCUACUGCACGGGAUGAAGAGUUUGGGGGCUGUGAACGGGCAGGGGUCCGGCCUCGGGACGGAGGCCCCGUUUUCGAGAGCGGCCGCAGGGAGAGCACAGCUCCAGAGGAUCAUCUCCAUCGAGGAGGACCACCUCCCCCACCUGCUGCAGAACCACUACCAGGCCCAGCUGCAGCAGUGGGGUGAGGAGGAGGAGGAGGAGGAAGAGAAGGAAGAGGUGGAGCAGGAGGAGGUGCAUACAGAUCUGGAGAUGAGUGACAAUUCCUCCACCCAACCGGAAUCUCCGACUGCAGAACACAGGGUUCUCCCCUCCCCCGCUGACCAAGACCCGCCCCCCGGUGACACGGACACACCCACCACGGACACAGACACGCCCCUUACAGACACAGACACGCCCCUCACUGAAACAGACACGCCCUCCUCCCCCAGGGGGCAGCCUGUUGGCAAGGAAACCGUCCGCCAGGAGGAGGGCGUGGCCUCCACCCCAGACCGCCUCUUUAAGAUCGUGCUCGUGGGGAAUUCCAGCGUGGGGAAGACGUCCCUGCUGCGUCGUUUCUGUGACGACUGCUUUUACCCAGGAACCUCUGCAACCGUGGGCAUAGACUACAGUGUGAAGACGCUGAUUGUAGAGAACAACAAGGUGGCCCUGCAGAUGUGGGACACAGCUGGACAGGAAAGGUACCGCAGCAUCACAAAGCAGUUCUUCCGGAAAGCAGACGGGGUGGUGGUUAUGUAUGACAUCACCUCCGUGCAAACCUUCACCGCCGUCCGCCAGUGGCUGACAAGCAUACAGGAAGGUGCCGGAGAGUUCAUUCCCAUCAUGCUCCUGGGCAACAAAACUGACAAAGAGAACGAGAGGCAGGUUCAGAGCAGAUUGGGUGAAAAACUAGCCAAGGAUUGUGAGCUGAUCUUCUAUGAGUGCAGCGCCCUCUCUGGUCACAAUGUGACAGAGUCCAUGGUUCACCUGGCAAGGAUUCUGAAGGCUCAGGAGGAUCGGGAGAAGGAGAAGACCGUGCAGCUACUUCAGGAUUCCCCCGAUAACACCAGGAGAUCCUGCUGCUCCCUACCAUAGAGCUGCACCUCCUCCCCCUCCUGCCCCAUGGCCUGGCUCUCCUCUGCCCCUCGGCCUGGCUCUCCUCUGCCCCUCGGCCUGGCUCUCCUCCUGCCCCUCGGCCUGGCUCUCCUCCUGCCCCUCGGCCUGGCUCUCCUCCUGCCCCUCGGCCUGGCUCUCCUCUGCCCUGCUCCUCUAAACCUUUUUAAAAUCGUUGUAGCUAUUCUCUCUGUCAGCACUGAAUUUGAGGGCACUUUUUACACAAUGUUUAAUGUCCAUAGUUUACUGCAGGAGACAAGGAAGAGAAGGAAGCUUUGGCUCUAUGAAUAUUACGUUGGAGCAACAGGAUGAUUGGAUACACACUAUUCUAUUUAAAAUAUGGAUUUAUCCUGCCUAUUAGUUUCAAAAUGUGAGAAUUCUUCUUCAAAACUACAUGGCUAAACAAAACCAGCUUUACAUGUGAAUCAAAGGGGAGAGAGUGGUGUUUAGUUUACUUUAAGAUGGUCAUACAGUAGAGUUUCUACCAGGGGCUGUCCAUUUCUUCUGAAUUUAGAUCUUGCAACUGGCAAAAGAAAGACUAUUUUCCUUAUUGAACUUAAAAGUCAGUGAGGUUUCUUUGAAUCGGGUUACCGUGUAAACGCACAUCAUGACUUGAAAGCCUUGGAUGACAAUGUAAAACAUGGUGUAAUUUCAGUUUCCUGUGUGGAGGUGGUAGUUUAUAAGGACUGUGCGUUGUAUGUACAGUAUUGUCCUGAAUAGUUUUCCCAAUGCUUUUCUUUUUACGGGGGAGUCAAUUAUUGUCAUUUUGAAAGUUUGUCAAAGGUGUAAUACUAUAAAUGCUAAUAUUUAUUCAGCUUAGUGUACCAUCACUCUAGGAAAGGUAUUUCUGGGAUGCACCCAUUUAUUCAAUGAAGCUUGUUCGAAUAUGUCAGCGUGAAAUAAUUUGGUUAUCCUCUGGCCUAUUUUUCACUGUGAAGGUUGACUGUGUUGUUCUUAUUCAACCGAAAAGACAAAUUUUAUCCUCAUCAAUACACUUUAGCCGCACGCAUGGAGUUGCCUGGUGUCAAGCAGAUUUCAUGUGCACUGAUGAUUCUACUCAUCGGUGAAACUCACUGAUGCAAUGGCGCCCUCUGCUGUUGACCAGAGGCAGGACAUGUACAAAAACAGGACAGACCAGUAGAUUUCCUGAUCCAGAAAAUUAGAUGAUGUAAAAAGUACAGUGUUCUGUGAGAUUCUGCUUUUCACUUUGCACUGGAUCGGCCAGAAGCGUCUGUCUUUUAUCAUUCUAACACUCAGCAAAGUACACUGUGAAAUGAACACUGUAGAGCAGAGGAAAACCACUAUUUCACAAACCACUAUUUUUACCUGUGAUUUCUAUCAAUCACAUUUGCACAUGUCUGUACAGAUUGAACAGUGUUGCUGUUGUAAGUUUGAUGAUUGAGUUUAAUUAUGAAAAUAUAACUAUGUGUCUUUCAUUAUGAAUAAAUGAUGUAUAAAUACAAAUAUAACACAAAAAAGCUGAGAA
This is a messenger RNA of Conger conger (European conger), 3897 nucleotides long. RefSeq names its product calcium release activated channel regulator 2Aa (gene cracr2aa). Lineage: Eukaryota; Metazoa; Chordata; Actinopteri; Anguilliformes; Congridae. The transcript is spliced from 17 exons. The record is from RefSeq and is a predicted model, not a curated record. Bases 138 to 2393 code for a protein of 751 amino acids. Gene Ontology annotation, molecular function: calcium ion binding; GTPase activity; GTP binding.